AUGGACAAAGAAGGUUAUGGUGAUAGGAUGGAGUUGGAGGACGGAAGGCAUGCCAUAAUGCUGGAGAAUCUCUUCUAUCUUCUCUGCGGACUGGACGCCACCCACAUGAAGGUGGGAGUAAAGGAUAAGCAGUAUGCAGUGGUUGCUGAUCCAACAUAUCCCCCACAGCUUGUUUUCCCAUUUGAGUCACUGGCAGUUAAUGUAAGAGUUCUCAGCAAGUUUGUACUGAAGUCGCAGUACUCCUCUGACACGAUCAGGGAAAUAGUGGGAGACUGCUUUGAGUCAAAGGUUAGCAGAUAUCUGGGGGACCUGAUGGCCCUAAGGAAGCAGAUUGGAGACCUUGAGGCGCUUGUGGUAAGCCUGAGAGGCUGGAUUGAGGAGUUUGAGGAAAUGAGAGAGAUAGUGGACGAGAUCAGAAAUAUAUCGGGAGUGAAGAUACUGAACCAUCUCAAGAAAAGAAGAGACAAGACCGUCCGCUUUCUGGGUCUUUAUGACGAGCUCAUCCAUCCUUGCAAGCAGAAGAUAAAGGAGGAAGUGAGCAGCUGGAUUACAGAAGGAUUGAUACCAGGUAGCGGGUUUAUGGUGAGAAAGAGCGAUUCGUUGGGCGGAUUCACAGAAUGUGUCUGGGCCGAUUGCUAUACGAUUGUUGAGGAAAAUGUCCCAUACUUCUUGGAAGAGGAUAAGAGACUUAUCUACAACUGCGGGAGGGUGAUCAACCUUGGAAAGAGGAUCCUCGGAAGAAACAUAUUCCAUGGGUCCACCAAGGAAUACAAAGACCUGGGAUUAACAUCGCUGAGUGCCUAUCUAAGCACUCAGCUUAUGGAAUCCCUAAGGCAUGAUGUUGCAAAGGAGCUUGAUGUGAUGCAUCGGUAUCUGCUGAUGAACGAGUCGUCUCUGUACCUGGACAUAUUUGAGGAACUGGGGGACGAGAUGUUUUCUCCCAGCGAAAGAACGAUUGCCAAGAUGAAUGCCAUCAAGGAAUCAAGGCAUGUGAGGGGCCUUUUCUUUAGGAAGUCCGACACCGCGAUCAACGAGUACAUUCUUCAGAUCCUGAAUGUCCAGAUGCAGCCCCGGCAGAGAGUGCGCCUUACGAUGCUGCAGACCCUGACUGUUGAGUACAGUCCGUGCAUCUUAGGAAACUUCCUGGCGCCAAGGACGGUAUCGGAGCUCGAAAUCAUCUUCAGGUUCCUUUUUACUCUUACGGCCCUGUCGUACUACAUGGGCAAGUUCAAGAAAUUCCGGUUUGCUCGGAUGGUCACGGCGGUGAUUGAUAAAUUCAGGUUUUCGAUCCACUCAAAGAUGAGACCCAUGGGGGUAGAGAAAGAUAUGGACCAUGUGCGAGACACCCUGCUUGCCAACAUAAAGAGAUGGCUUCGGGACUUGUAUCUAACAAGUGAAAAGGCAUACUAUGCAUGGAGCGGCUUCUUCGACCUCUGCUUUGACUUUCUAGACGUCGAGUGCAAGUCAGCACUGGACCAAAGAGAGAUAAAGUCAUUUGAAGACAAGCUGUUUGAAAGCAUAGCGUGUCUUAAAGAUGUAUUGGAGGCCACUGACCACAAUGAUUUGUUUAUCCACUUUCUUAGUGGGACCAGAUGGGCAAAGGUACAUGGUAUCUCCAUGUAG
Molecule: messenger RNA, 1623 nt
Organism: Encephalitozoon cuniculi GB-M1
Lineage: Eukaryota; Fungi; Microsporidia; Unikaryonidae
Exons: 1
Coding region: 1-1623 (540 amino acids)
Biological process (GO): meiotic cell cycle; mitotic cell cycle; microtubule nucleation
Cellular component (GO): spindle pole; gamma-tubulin complex; equatorial microtubule organizing center
Molecular function (GO): gamma-tubulin binding; microtubule minus-end binding
Source: RefSeq, marked provisional